This is a messenger RNA of Diachasma alloeum, 3504 nucleotides long. Its product is annotated as hemicentin-2. Bases 236 to 2944 code for a protein of 902 amino acids. The transcript has 12 exons. The record is from RefSeq and is a predicted model, not a curated record. Lineage: Eukaryota; Metazoa; Arthropoda; Insecta; Hymenoptera; Braconidae. Gene Ontology annotation, molecular function: protein binding.
AAUGAGAUGGGAGGGUCGUAGCAGCGGCCGGGAGAGCCCUCGUUGGCAAUUACUGGGACUCAUCUUGCCCGACAAUGCUCAGAGGCGUCUGAGCGGAGUUUGACCAAGAGGCCUCGAGUGCUGGGAAGAGGAGAAAUAACUACCGGAGGAGCAAUCGGCGGUUGCAAUCGUGUACAUGUGACAAGUAUUUGUGCCAGUGUGUGGAUAAAACGUGUGGGGUGGAACCAAGGGCAAUAUGAGGUGGUGUAUAGCGGUGAUUUACGUAUUGGGGGUUGUUGGUGGACGGGGUCAGGAGCUGCAGGAUUUGGACAAGCCUGUGCCAAUCGCUGAUGUUUACGGCGUGGCUGGACAUAAAGUGCAGCUACCGUGUGACAUUCAGCCGAGAAAAAAGGAUCGAGUUGACAUGGUACUCUGGUUUAAGGGCGAGGGUGGUCCACCCAUUUACACGUUCGACGUACGCCAUAAGCAGUUGAGCAAUGCCGAAUUAUGGUCAUCGCCUCGGGUACUGGGUGCAAGGGCAUACUUCAUGACUGCCACACAUCCAGCUCACCUCAGUAUUGAUAAACUUGAGACUGGUGACAGUGGAUUGUACCGGUGUCGAGUUGAUUACAGCAAUUCACCCACUGCCAUGCAUCAUGUUAAUCUCAUUGUUAUAGUUCCCCCGGAGAAGCCUGUGAUCCGCCACCAGUCGUCCCGCAAUAUAUCACUUGUGGAGGAAACCUACAACGAAGGAAGUGACGUGACACUCAUCUGUGAGGCUCGGGGUGGCAGGCCUCCCCCUCGAUUAACCUGGUACUACGAAAAUAACGUCUACGAUCUUUCGUACGAGUACAACAGUACAACUGAUAUCACAACGAAUUUGCUCUAUUACCCCAACAUCGGGCGACAGCACAUAAAAACUAGGCUUGUGUGUCAAGCCAACAACACCAACCUCGUGCCACCUCUGACGAAGCUUGUGAUACUCGAUGUUAACAUGAAGCCGUUGCUGGUGAAGAUAAUCACAAAAGAGGACAAGGUAUUAUCAGGCAAAAAAUACGCAGUAGAAUGCAGAUCGUGGGGUUCAAAGCCUCCAGCUGCGAUGAGCUGGUGGAAGGACAGCAGGCAAAUAACAGAAGUUAUUCAAAACUAUCAACCGGAGAACAAUCAGAGCAUCAGCAUCCUCGAAUUCGUGCCAAGCAUCGAGGACGACGGCAAGUACCUGACUUGCCGUGCUGAGAAUCCAUCGAUUCCCGACAGUAUAGUGGAGGAUAAAUGGAGACUAGACGUGCAGCAUCAGCCAGUGGUCAGCCUCAGAAUGGGUGUUACUCUUAAUCCAGACGGCAUCAAGGAGGGCGAUGACGUUUAUUUUGAGUGCAUUGUUAGAGCUAAUCCGAGGGUGUACAAAUUGGCGUGGUUCAAGGAUGAGAAAGAGCUGAAGAUCAACGCGACAGCCGGAGUCCUUCUGAGCGAUCACUCCCUCGUCCUGCAAGGCAUAACCCGCGGGGCUGCUGGCGACUACAAAUGUAAGGCGGCCAACAGCGAGGGAAAAACCGCCAGCAACACCGUAAAACUCCAAGUGAUGUAUGUUCCAGUCUGCAAAGAAGGCAAAAGUGGAGUUGUAGUUGGUGCACUGAAACAAGAGACAGUUUCGUUGAUAUGCGCCGUCGAGAGUCACCCGGAGCCCCUGACAUUCCAGUGGACUUUCAACAAUUCCGGUGAACUUGUUGAUCUUCCACACUCCCGGAGUCACGCAUCGGGCCCCUCAAAUAGUCAAAAUCCGGCUGAAAGUCUCCGGGAAUAUCAGCAGUAUCACGGCUCAACGUUAAACUACACGCCAGCAACGGACAAGGAUUACGGAACGCUGGCGUGCCGAGCAACCAACGAGCUUGGCAGACAACUAACGCCCUGCCUCUUUCAAGUAAUAUCAGCCGGUAGACCCCACGCAUUGCACAAUUGUACAGCAUCUGAAAUGUCGAAUAAUAUUGAAAUUGACGAUUACAUCGGUAAAUCAGGGUCAGGGUUAACAGUGCACUGUUUGGAGGAUUAUCAGGGUGGUCUGCCUAUACAGAGUUAUCAGCUUGAAGUUGUUGGUGAGGAGGAUGAUGGAGAGAUACUUUUAAAUAGAACAGUACCAGCUGGACCGAAUGGACCUGUCUUUGAGGUCGCUGGCCUCACUGCUGGCAGAAGUUAUCGAUUGUUCCUGUAUGCUGUAAAUAGCAAGGGUAGGAGUGAACCAACGAUACUCGAGCCUGUCACUCUGAAGGGUGUCGCCAUGUACACAACUGGUAAUACGGACGCCUCGGUGCUGAGUCCGCUGUUGCUGGGCUUGGCCGCAGUAGCGACACUACUUGCACUCGCGGUCGCUGGAAUUCUCGCUGCUCUGUACAGGAAACACUUGGGUGGCAGAAGCGGAAGUCCCAAGCAUGCACCAAUCGUCUGCGAAGCUCCGAAUACUGGGGCAACUACACCCGUACAUCCGGCCAACAAGCAGGCGGUUGAUGACAUUGAUCCGGAUAUUAUACCGAAUGAGUAUGAGCGAAGACCCUUGACGUAUACGCCAGUCUACAAGACGCCACCCCAGCGACGUAGGAAAGAACGCGAUAUGGACGAUGGAACGUCGCUCGAGAAAAAGCCCAUUGUCGAAUCGAGUAUCGAUAUGCAUUGCGAUCAGGACGUGAGACUGAUGGAUGGAUCAUUAUCGCCGACGAUAAACUAUCCGCAGAAUCACGUUGCGCAUCAGAAUACUUACAGUCACGCGCCGACGAUGGCCGAUUUCAAACAGAUGGCGAUGGACGCCUAUAAUCAACGAAAUCAUCAGAACGUCUAUUACAGCCUGCAGAGGUCGAGUAAGGGGGUGGGGCCAAUAUCCCAGAGGCCAGUGUCCUCAUCUCUCUCGGCGCACGGAAAGUUUCACCAGCCGGAAGUGGUCACACGCUCGAAUCGAAUACAGGAGAGUUGUAUAUGAAGAACACACACAGAGGGUGUAGAGAAGAACGGAAAAUACACGAUGGUGUAAAGGUUCUACCCCUCGUGAAUGUGAGCCCUUCUGUUAUUUCACUAUUUUUUCUUCCUCUCCUUUUUUCUUUUUCACGUACCAUUCAAGUGGCGCAUUCACGCGUACGUCGUCGUACACAUGCGUACGAUCAAGAAAAAUGUUUUUGCGGACCAGUGGCCUGUGUCGAGAGAAAAAAAAAUAAUAAUAAGGGGUGGACACGUGCAGCGACUUGUGAAAUACCCGUUGGUUCACUGGGCACAAAAGUGAAUUUGUGCUUAUGACGAACACAAAACGGAGAUGAUGAGAUGCUUGAGAACAUUGAAAUGUUUUUUAUUCGAUGUACAAACUAACACCUGACUAACGUAAUUCAUGUUUUUUAUAAUGAGUGAUAGACGGAUGGAUGUGGUAAUCGCACUAUGAAAACUAGUGUCUUCAAGACGUCUUGAAAGAAGACGUUGUUAAUUCAGUAACGAAACGGGAAAGCGGUUCAAGUCGAUUUUAUGUUUCAGUUUUCAACGAAUAUCUCGGAA